AUGAAUUUCAAUUUAUUAAUUAUUUGGUUCCAGGACCGCGAUGAACAAACUAAACUGGAGAUGAAACACCGACAAGAGGAAGAUGACUUAUACAGGAAAUUCUCCAAACAUCGUGAAGAAGAAAAUCGAAGAAUACGCGAUGAAAUUCAGGAUGAAUGGGAACGUGAACUAGAACGACUCACAUCGAGGUUCCAACAAGAAAUGCAGGUGAAGAAGCGAAGACCUGACUCGGAAAUCGGUGCCCUCACCCUUCGUCACCAACAGGAGAGAGCCGAUCUAGAGAAGAACAUGACAUUAAGAAGGGAUAAGAAAAAAGAGAGCCUUACGAGGAAGAUGCUAGAACAUGAAAGAGCUGCAACAGCAGCGCUCGUGGAGAAGCAAAGCCACGAGAUGAUGGAACUUAUCCAGGAGCGGCGCUCAGAGUACAUGGCGGCGUCAUCCCUAUACCUGGACGGCGAGGAGGCGCCACCAUACCCCGCUCGCGCACCGGCCCCUCAGCCCCCCCUUGUCUCUAAAUUUCACAUAUACACUGACCCUGCAGAGUUCGCGGACGUCGACAAGAUCGCGAUAUCGGUGGCACAAGAAGACCAAAAAACGUUUACAGACCUGGUCCGACAGCUAGUAGGCAGGUGCGCGACCGACGUGGAGAAGGCGAGAACGAUCUUCCGCUGGAUCACGGUUAAGAACCUAAACAACAUACAGUUUGACGACAACCUAAGAGGCGACUCGCCACUCGGUCUACUCCGAGGCAUCAAGCACGGCACCGAAAGUUACCACGUACUCUUUAAAAGAUUGUGCAGCUACGCCGGGCUGCACUGCGUAGUGAUCAAGGGGUACAGUAAGUCGGCCGGCUACCAGCCGGGCGUGCGGUUCGAGGACAACCGGUUCCGCAACUCGUGGAACGCGGUGUACGUGGCGGGUGCGUGGCGCUUCGUGCAGUGCAACUGGGGCGCGCGCCACCUUGUCAACGCGAAGGACGCGCCGCGCCCCGGCAGCCGCGGCAAGCAGGACAGCCUCAGAUACGAGUACGAUGACCACUACUUCCUGACGGACCCGCGCGAGUUCAUCUACGAGUUCUUCCCGCUGCAGGCGGAUUGGCAGUUGCUGAAGACGCCCAUCACGCUUCACGACUUCGAGGAGCUACCUUUCGUGCGCUCCUUAUUCUUCCGCUACGGACUCUACUUCAGUGACCCCAACACCAAAGCAGUCAUGUACACCGACUCUACGGGUGCGGCGACUAUGCGCAUAGCCAUGCCGGCACACAUGCAGAGCUCGCUGAUCUUCCACUACAACCUCAAGUUCUAUGAUACAGAGGGCGACGGCUUUGAUGGCGUCAGCCUUAAGAGAUUCGUCAUGCAGUCGGUGGUGGGCAGCACGGUGUCGUUCCGCGUGCACGCGCCGUGCAGCGGCGCCUUCCUGCUCGACAUCUUCGCCAACGCGGUCACGCCGCGCGAGUACCUCACCGGCGAGCCCAUGAAGUUCAAGAGCGUCUGCAAGUUCAAGAUUUGCUGCGCGGAGCUACAAACCGUAAUGGUGCCGCUACCGGACUGCGCGAGCGGUGAGUGGGGACCCACAAAGGCAACCAGGCUCUUCGGUUUGGUACCAAUCACUCACCAGGAGGCGCUCGUGUUCGCCGGGCGCGAGCUGGAGCUGCAGUUCCGGAUGUCGCGGCCGCUCGCCGACUUCAUGGCCACACUGCACAAGAACGGCGUCGACGAGAAGCGGCUCGGCAAGUUCGUGCAACAGGCCGUCGCGGACGACGUCGUCACCUUCUACAUCACUUUCCCCGAAGAAGGUCAAUACGGCCUGGAUAUCUACACUCGCGAGCGCGGCGGAUCUUCGAGCGUGCUGCAGAACGGCUCCACCGAGAAGGAGAAACAUCUCCUCACGCAUUGCUGCAAAUAUCUCAUCAACAGCAGCAAACGAAAUUGA
Parnassius apollo (apollo) is the source of this 1932-nucleotide messenger RNA. The record is from the annotation of a GenBank genome assembly. NCBI's taxonomy places the organism in Eukaryota, Metazoa, Arthropoda, Insecta, Lepidoptera, Papilionidae.